Messenger RNA from Closterium sp. NIES-67, 1306 nucleotides. The record is from the annotation of a GenBank genome assembly. Lineage: Eukaryota; Viridiplantae; Streptophyta; Zygnematophyceae; Desmidiales; Closteriaceae.
UCUGAAUGCCAAACACGGCGGGCGUGUUUGUGGCGUUUGCUGCUGGCAACUCCGGCCGGCCCAGCGGGACGAGCGGGUUCAACACGUACCGCACCAUCAGCAACUUCUCGCCCUUCUACCUCACUGUGGGAGCCAGCUCCAUUCAAAGGGGAGGCGCCUCCCUCGUCAGACGGGCAACCAGAAAAGCAGCCUCCACAACUGCUGCUGCUUCAACUGCUGCGAACAAUUCCAGGACAACGCAAUCCGCCACAGCAGCAGUCGUCCCCGCCACCACCAAGCCCACCAGCUCUGCCAAAUCAAACCCACAGCCACACCUUCAGACCCGCUCAAUCCGCCGCCCCACAGUCGCCAUCUCGUCCUCGGGCCCGCUAGUGCGGCCGUGGACCGGUGUCCCAGGGCGCGGAGGCCACCAACGCCAUCCUCAAGCCGACAUCAUCGGCCCGGGCGUGGCGCUCUUCUCCGCAUGGGUUUGGUUCCGACGUGGGCAGCAAAGGGAGUUAUGCGCAGCUGUCGGGGACGUCGAUGGCAACGCCUCACCUGGCGGGCAUUGCUGCUCUCAUCAUGCAGAAGUACCCCUCGUGGAGCCCGGCGCAGGUCAUGUCCCCAUCAUGACCACCGCCAUCACCACUAACACCGCCGGAACCGCCAUCAAGAACGCAUAUGGAUCAGUGGCAACGCCGUGGGAGAUAGGCGCAGGCCACGUGUACGUGCCCAAGGUGCUGGACCCCGGACUCACUAUGACGCAAGGCAAGCCCAUUACAGGAAUUUUUCUCGCAGGCAUGAGCACCGCAUUGGCCCAGCAGGAGUUUCCCGGGGCUCAACUAUCACCCAUUGCUCCCCGCAACCUCAACCGAGCCACCGUCUCAGUAGCGCGCUUGAGAGGGUCGGUGAUGGUCAAACGAACUGUUACAAAUGUGGCAGGUUCGGCAUCAACUUAUACGGCUAAGAUUACAGCUCCUCCUGGGGUGUCUGUAAUUGUGAACCCUAAGAGCUUCUCGAUACAACCAGGAGCCAAGGCGACAUACAGAUUGAGACUGACAGUUACAAGAGUGUUUGACAGCUUCCAGUUUGGAGAUUACUUGGACGGAUGGCAAGGGGCACUCGGUAAGGUCAGUGCUUGCUGUUCAACCAUCAAGCUUUGUCAUAGAGAAGGUUAUGAAUGCAACCAAGCCAGCACAAUCAUUAUUGUAUGUAUAAAGCCAGGUUCUUGUCAAACAUGUUUAGUUAUCAUGCUUGUAUAGACUGUAUAGGGUUAUCUUCUAGAGAGUACAACAUUUAGGUAUAUGUUUGUGUACUCUCUCUCUCU